UUACGGUUCCCGCAGCUGUCAGACGGGGCCGCGAGUUACAGGUGUGCAUUUCGUGCUCGUGCGCGCGCGUUGUCAUUUGCAUGUGACGAGUGCGGGACGCGCGUGUUUCGGCUAGUAAGCUGAGAAAUCGCGCGCGCGCGCGGAUUUUGCCGUCUUCGGGAUAGCUGCGAAACGCGAGGCGAAGACCUCCGACAUAUAUACAGGCAAGUGGCAGCGUAUAGUAGUAUAGAGCAUAGGGCCCCAAGUAUUUCCCCGCUCUGCAGGGACCAUUCUCGGUAGGGUUACCAACUUCGAUCUUGAUGGUGAUUACUUUUCGGCAUCGUCCCCGCGUAUACUCCAAAGAUACGAUUUAUUUUCUUUUUCUGCGUGAUUAAGAUGUUUUCUGCAAUCGAGAGAAUGGUAACGAGUUUAGAGAUGUAUAUUAAGUUUUACAGAUCGUGAAUUUUAUUGCGCUUUAUUGAAACGAAAGAUUCACGAAAUUUAUUAAUUUCUCAGUAACUCGAGGCUUCUGAUCCUCUGGAAUAACACAAUCGCUUCAUGCGAAUAUACAAUCAAGAUACUUAAGAUUCACCGCGCGCGUGUAAUGUCAAAUAAAAAAGAGACGUGCAAGAUACGCCCAAGUCGUUACGGAUGAAUAUUGAUUCAAGAAUCGCGCAAGAAGAAAGAUGCGUAUUUCUCGAGUUACUCGUUGAAAUAAAUUUUGCAAAAUUAAUAAACGAGAAACGAUUGCAAACUGUUUAACGGAAUGGUGAUGAGAAAUAAUAAUUCGCAGAAUUAUUUAAAACCGAAACGGUAAUAAUAAAUGAUAAUAAUUGCAUGAAAUUGGUGCUUCUUGGGAUCGUCCAUAUUAAGGAAAAUCUGUAUUAACGUGAAUCGCCUUCGACGAUUAAUCUCAUCGAGAUUGGCAUCUAUCGGUGCACUUUCAUCUCGUAAAAUAUUUUCGUUAUAAAGCACCGUCGUCGUUAAGGAUCAGUGGGAAGCGAUCCGUCGCGAGAUGGAUAACGUGGAAACGGGUUUAAGCGUGAAAGUAAUUGAGGAAGUAGAUGAACCGACAGGCUCGCUCGUACACCUCGUGCGCGGCAGGCACGGUAAAAGCCUAGCUCACGGAAAAUCGACGUUUUUCUUCGAUCGAAAGAGGCGGAGUAUAUAAUUAAAUAAAAAUCACGCAGGAAAUAGUGUCCGUUUACGCUCCGCGCGCGGCCGUAACGUCGUCCGCAAUUUCCGCAGUUCUGGCAAACGCUUCCGCGCGUAAACAUAUAUUAACGCUCGCAGUUACCGAAAAAUUGAUCUUCCCGUGAAUGCUUUCGUUUCCUCUCUCUUUAAUGUUUUGCUUUCUUAUAUUAUUAUCCACAAUUCCAUACGGAAAAUUUCUUUCGUUGUACGUCGCAUUAUAACACUUUAAUUGUUGAAGUGAGAAGACAAACAAAUAAUGAGGAACUUGAUCGUGAAACCGUUUUAUAAGGCCGGCUUUUUCAAUGCUUUACAUUGUCAUUUACUUCAUGUCAAUAGCGCUAUCAGUCUUGCGUUUACCUUUGUCAAACAAUAAAUUAUCAUCGUGCUAAAUAAUGACUUAUCUGCUUUGAAAGCGGUGCGACUUCACUUUUCGCAACAGAUUGGAGAUAGGAACGUGACAAAGAGAAAUCUUCGUCUGUCAAUGUAGGCAGCUAUUAAACAUUAAAAUCAAGUUAAUCGACGCAGCGCUCAUUUAACGAGUCGAUUAAACGUCUUGAGCACGCCUGUAAUAACGGAUCGCCGAUUAUCCAGCGCGUUCACCGCUCCAACCCGUUUCCUCGACGACGUGUCUUCAUCAUGGGGACGAGAUGAUGAAAUUCAUUUGUUUCCGCGAACAGCGAGUGAUGGCCCUGCGCCUAAGGGGUAGCAAGGAUGUCAAGAGGAGCUUCUAUUACGUCUGGUACCUCGGCGCCCGAGAGGCCAAGGGGGUGGACGCGAUGCCUGGUGCCAUAGCUUACCUGCUGGAGCGGGAACGGCUUAAAGAACCUUUCAAGGUCACGCUGCAGGUGAGCAGCAAGGGUCUGAAGAUUAUACAGACGGUUCACCCGGGUGGCUCGACGAGGUCGGCGGUGAAACACUUGGUACCAGGUCAUGCGGUGCUGGCAGCCGUGCAGCGAGAGGACAUCGUAGCCGCGACUCUGCUCCUGCCGAAUCCGGCCACGAACAAUCCUGUCCAUGUGCACGCAUACAGAUGCGACUCAGUCGAAACCGCCGAAUUGUUGGGCAGCCAGUUGAAAGCGCUGGCGUCACACACCGACAAUUUGGCCAGGGUCACGGCGAGCGAAGGCAGAAUCCGCAGCAAUCUAGGCAGCGAUGGCCGGAGUACCAGAGAGUCCGAGUCCUCCGAAGGUAGCGGUGAACUCAGACACGAUCCGGUCCAAACCACGACCAUUUACGAGUCUCUGGCCGCCGAGUUACGAGCAAAAUUAGGCAGAGGCAAUUCCGGCGAUAACGAUGUCGGUCCGAUAUUACUGCCGCCGCGCGACUAUGACACCGUGCACAGACAUCGUGGCAACUUGGCUGGCAUCGAGUUCAGACGCUGCUUGAAUCAGACCAUCGUGGGUGGUAGCACGGGCAUCGAUAGGGGUGGCACUAGAAGCGCGGCCAGCAGCGGCAUAGGAUCCGAUAGCGCAGCCACUCCGCCGCCUUAUCAGACGCAUCAUCCCCUGGGUCAGAGACCGUCCAGACCAUCCAGAGAUUCUUCCUCCGAUGACGAUUGGGGUGUACCAAAUGAGGAGAACGAUUACCUGCCAGAAGUGGAAACAGCUACAUCGAGUCUGACAUUGCCGCGAUUACCGCGUAGUCCCGAAAGGCUACCCAGUCAAGUGAGCAGGGGAAUUUCACCGAGCUGCAACAGGAAUCGACGAGCGGCGGAAUUUAGACAGCGAUCGCCGAGUCCUCAAUACCAGCCCAGGGUCAAUCCCAACGAAGUGACCAGUCCCAGAGAGAGGUUCCAAGAUGCCAAGGAAAUGUUUAGGGCCAUGGAGAGGGAGGCCAUUGCCAGACCCGUUCUCUCCAGGCAGAGAGACAUCGAGCACCAUCCUGUACACAGAGUCGAGUCAGCCAGACAAGUACUCGAGGACAGAUCAGGUCGCCAAUAUCCGAGCAUGAAUUCCAUAUCCACGCACGAUCAUAUAAUCAGACGAAAUCAACCAGGCUUGGCGUUGGAUCGCGAAAAUGGCAUAUCUUACAAGGACAGACCACGACCCAGGACCCAUCAUUACGCGGUCGAGCGUCCGCCUGAAGCCGAGAUUUCGAGGUCACGACCAAGAAGCUUCUAUGAGAACCCAGCGAUCGGCAGGGAUUACAGAGAUCAGAGAAAUCCUGCUGAUCAAAGAGAUAUGCGAGAAUUUCGAGAACGUACGCAACACUCGCGGGAACUGCGCGACAAGUUGCGGACCAGGAGCACGACUUACCAGGAACUGUCGGAGCACGAAAGAUACCCUGGACUCGAUCGUGAAAGUGCCAGACCGCCGUUGGAGAUGAUUCCGACACCCAGCAGAUACCGUCACAGCUACGCCGAACCGCCAAGAUUGGGUCUAGCCGCGCUUCAUCCCUACUGAUGCACUAGCCCGUUGAUCGAUGAACUAUUUAAUUAACCGACAUAUCGCGUUAUCACACUAUUCACGUACCGCGCCUUGACCGUUCAGUGCGUUCGUGAUUAGCGGCCUUCAUCUCGUUUCUGAAAUCAGGAAGGAAAAAGAUCGAUGGCUGCGAUAUUGUGGAUAGUUUUAUUUUGAUUUUAAAACGCUAAAGCAGGGAACAAUUCUUUUUUAAUUCAUUAAUAUAAUCUAUUAUUAUAAUUGCCCGCCACUAUUAAUAUUUAACACGAUAUAACUGAUUAGUAAAAUAGGUGUAUUAUAAUCCAUAAUAAGUUGCUAAAAACAGAAAAGCUCGUUAAUAAUCCUGCAUAGCGUUUUAGAAUUAAUUGUCGAUGUAUGCGCUAUAACGAUUUGCUUAUAUGCCGUGCCACUGAACGGUCAAUGCCGUUUGCAAAUUGUAUAUGUAUGUAACGAGAGUAAGAAAGCUUGUAUAUGAAUCACAUUUUCGAUAAAUCCAAUUAUUUGCGUAUCGUUGUUAUCAAGUACGAACAGAGGAUCUCGUUGAGAGACGAUUUUUAUUUAAGUACGAUUUCUCUAACACGAUCCCGAGAACGUACCGUAUUGUUAUGCGUCAAACGCCACACUAACAACAUAAUAUUAUUAGUAACAUAAAAUAUACGAUAAUCAGUAACAGUAACGAUAAUAAUUGUAACAACAAA
Ooceraea biroi (clonal raider ant) is the source of this 4273-nucleotide messenger RNA. RefSeq lists its product as uncharacterized. NCBI's taxonomy places the organism in Eukaryota, Metazoa, Arthropoda, Insecta, Hymenoptera, Formicidae. The record is from RefSeq and is a predicted model, not a curated record.